Messenger RNA from Hirundo rustica (Barn swallow), 5233 nucleotides. It is a transcript of the gene EDC3, whose product is annotated as enhancer of mRNA decapping 3. The record is from RefSeq and is a predicted model, not a curated record. Gene Ontology annotation, biological process: P-body assembly; deadenylation-independent decapping of nuclear-transcribed mRNA. The coding region runs from base 118 to 1638 and encodes 506 amino acids. NCBI's taxonomy places the organism in Eukaryota, Metazoa, Chordata, Aves, Passeriformes, Hirundinidae. The transcript is spliced from 7 exons. Gene Ontology annotation, cellular component: P-body. Gene Ontology annotation, molecular function: mRNA binding.
CGGGGCCGGAAGUGACGUCACGCCGAGCAUCGCCGAGGCGGAGGGGCCGCGGUGAGGCGGGAGAGGCGGCGGCGGCGGCCAGGCCUGUGCUCCUCGCAGCAGCUCUGUGCCAGAGCCAUGGCCACCGACUGGCUGGGCAGCAUCGUGUCAAUUAACUGUGGAGAGAGCCUGGGAGUCUACCAGGGCAGAGUGUCUGCUGUGGAUCAGGUCAGCCAGACCAUCUCCCUGACACGGCCCUUCCACAACGGCGUCAAAUGCCUCGUGCCAGAAGUCACCUUCAGGGCAGGUGACAUCACUGAGCUGAAGAUCCUGGAGAUCCCGGGGCCGGGGGACAGCAGGCAGUGCGGGGACUCGCAGCAGAUGGACACGGCCAUGCCGGCGGUGGGCUGCCAGGUGGGGCCCAGCCAGAACGGCACCGGCAAGGUGCUGAAGAAGCCCGUGUCCAGCAGCGCCCCGCAGAACAUCCCCAGGAGGACGGACGUGAAGAGCCAGGACAUUGUCGUCUCCCCGCAGCAGCAGUGCUCCAAGAGCUACAUGGAUCGACACAUGGAAACGCUGAGCCAGUCCAAAGGCUUCCGUCGGAGGCACAAUUCCUGGUCGUCCAGCAGCCGCCACCCCAACCAGGUGACCCCGAAGAAGAGCGGCCUGAAGAACGGGCAGAUGAAGAGCAAGGACGACGAGUGCUUCGGGGACGACAUCGACGAAAUCCCAGACACUGAUUUCGAUUUUGAGGGCAACCUGGCCCUUUUCGACAAGGCAGCUGUGUUUGAAGAGAUCGAGACUUACGAGAGGAGGAGCGGCACCCGCUCCCGAGGGACCCCCAACGAGAAACCCGCCCGCUACCGGCACGACGAGAACAUCCUGGAGUCAGAGCCCAUCGUCUACAGGAGGAUUGUGGUACCCCAGAACCCUAACAAGGAAUUCUGCACGGACUCGGGGCUGGUGGUGCCCAGCGUGUCCUACGAGCUGCACAAGAAGCUGCUGGCGGUGGCCGAGAAGCACGGGCUGACGCUGGAGAGGAGGCUGGAGAUGACAGGGGUGUGUGCCAGCCAGAUGGCCCUGAGCCUCCUGGGGGGGCCCAACAGACUGAACCCCAAGAACGUGCACCAGCGGCCCACGGUGGCGCUGCUCUGUGGGCCCCACGUGAAGGGGGCCCAGGGCAUCAGCUGCGGCCGGCACCUCUCCAACCACGACGUCCACGUCAUCCUCUUCCUCCCCAACUUCGUCAAGAUGCUGGAGUCCAUCACCAACGAGCUGAACCUUUUCAGCAAGACACAAGGCCAGCAGGUGUCCAGCGUCAAAGACCUCCCAGACACGCCGGUUGACUUAGUGAUCAACUGCCUGGAUUGUCACGAGAACGCCUUCCUGAGAGACCAGCCUUGGUACAAAGCAGUGGUGGACUGGGCCAACCAGAACCGGGCGCCCGUGCUGAGCAUAGACCCCCCCAUCAGCGAGAUGGAGCUGGGCAUCGACGCCAAGUGGUCGCUGGCCCUGGGGCUGCCGCUGCCGCUGGGCGAGCGCGCGGGCCGCGUCUACCUCUGUGACAUUGGCAUUCCCCAGAAGGUCUUUCAGGAGGUGGGCAUCAACUACCACUCGCCCUUCGGCUGCAAAUUCGUCAUCCCCCUGCACUCCACUUAGAGGCCGUGCAGCCCCGGCUCUGGAGGGAGAGAGGAGGAGCUCUGUGAAAAAAAACCCAAGCUGUGCGCUGGAUCCCGGCUGGUCCACUCUGGUGACGCCUUAACAAAAAAGGAUGUGAAGUUCUGGAGGGUUCGCCUUCCGGAGGGAACGCUGUGUAUUUCAAAAGAGAAAAAAAAAGAAUAAUCAUAAAACGAGACAAAAAAAAAAAAAAAACCCCAACAAAAAAAACCUAAACGAAAGAAAAAAAGGAAGAAGGAGGAGGAAGCGAAUUGUUCCUGCAAAGCCGUUUUCGUUCUCUCGUGCCGUGGGCUGAAAGAACGUGCAGGACCGUGGUGUCUGUCCCCUGCUGCUGCCCAGCCCUGGCUGGCACGUGGUACAAAUAAGGGGGAUUUGGAGCUUUGAGAUGUGUUUCUGGUCCUUCUGGUCGGAUAUUCCCAGCAAGGACACCCUGGUGGGAACAGCACCCCUUGAUUGUGUAGAAAUCCCUUGUGUCCAGGGAAGAUCUCGUUUGGUUCCAUGUUGUUUUUGACUGCCCCAUCCCCGUUUUGUGUUCUGGAAGGCAGCUGUAGCUCCCUCUCCUUCCCAGCCCCUCACGGAGAGGGUUCCCUGUUUGGAAAGCUCAUGUCAGGAGCCAGAGGCUCUCACAUGCUCUGGGAGCACUGAUGUCCUUCCUCAGCUAGGCCUUACUGCUUAUGUACUGUUGGCUUUUCUUUCUUCACUUGGUGGCUGAAGCCCAGCUCUGUGGGGUGGAGGCCCGGUAUGGAAAAGAACUUUUCCAGGAUCCUCGUGGGCUUCGGGGUUGUUUCUUUUGUUCUUUCUCCGUGCUGGCCCAGCGAGUGGCUGCUCCACAGCUGGGGGAGUGGAGCAGGGCAGGGCAGGGCUGCUCUGGGGUUGUUGGGUGGUGUGUGGUGCAGGUGAUGGUUGGGGUGAGCUCCCCUGUCCUUCCAGCAUCCCUGCCACAUUUCGUGUGGUUCGGGAGGUAGCUCAUGGACCUGUUCAUUCCCUUUGGAAUCAAAGCCUCUGUAUGGGGUGGGCUUGUGUAUCAGCCUGAGGAGGGGCUGGGCUCUUGUUUGCUGGCAGGAGAGGCAUGGUGGGAGCUGCUCCGCUCCUGGAGGGCUGUGGCAGAGACCCUGGGCGGGAUUUCCGCCAGAACUCUGCUCUGGUGUUGGACUGCUGUCCCGUGCCUGACCACAAACGUUGGAUUAUCCUUUCCUGUGUUCCUUUUGUUGGCCUGGGUGCGGUGCCUGGAGCAGGGACGAGCUGAGGAGCCACCAGCUAGCUGGCUUUGGCACUCGGCCUGGGCCCGCACCGUGCUGGCUCUGCGUGCCCCCGGAGCCGAGCCAGGGCUGCGCUGCGGCUGCAGGAGGUGCUGCCAGGCCCCGCUGGGGAUGUGGGCAGUGCCGGGGGCUCUGCUGCUCCUCUCACACUUCACCCAUCCCCAGGGCUCCUGCACCUGGCACAGCCCGGCUCUGGCGUCGGGGAGAGCUCCAGGUGCUGCCUCUGUCCCGGGAGUCGGAUCCCGCGGGAGGAUGAAGCACAGGGACCAGUCCAGCCCCACUGAGCAUCCCCAGGGACCCACUUGUGCCCCAAGCUGGGCCUUGAGUCAGGCACUCGUCUUUUCUCUGUUAGAACAAAGGCCAGGGCUGUCAAAGGAGGAGGGAAGAGCAUUCCCUGCUUGGACAGAAGCGAUUACCGGCUCCAGCCUGGGAGUGUGGAGCACCGGGAAGGGCCCAGGAGGCUGCUGAGCACCGGGCUCACCUCGAGGUCUGUCCCCCUGCACGUUGCCAUAUCUACCUCAGCAGGACCAGGCGCUGUGCCCUGGCUCCCUGCAGCCCUGGUUCCCCUCUGCAGGAGCAGGGGCUGUGCCCUGGUUCCCCUCAGCAGGAGCAGGCGCUGUUCCCUGGCUCCCUGCAGCCCUGGUUCCCCUCAGCAGGAGCAGGCGCUGUUCCCUGGCUCCCUGCAGCCCUGGUUCCCCUCAGCAGGACCAGGCGCUGUGCCCUGGCUCCCUGCAGCCCUGGUUCCCCUCAGCAGGAGCAGGGGCUGUUCCCUGGCUCCCUGCAGCCCUGGUUCCCCUCAGCAGGACCAGGCGCUGUGCCCUGGCUCCCUGCAGCCCUGGUUCCCCUCAGCAGGACCAGGCGCUGUGCCCUGGCUCCCUGCAGCCCUGGUUCCCCUCAGCAGGAGCAGGCGCUGUUCCCUGGCUCCCUGCAGCCCUGGUUCCCCUCAGCAGGACCAGGGGCUGUGCCCUGGCUCCCUGCAGCCCUGGUUCCCCUCAGCAGGAGCAGGGGCUGUUCCCUGGCUCCCUGCAGCCCUGGUUCCCCUCUGCAGGAGCAGGGGCUGUUCCCUGUUUCCCUGCAGCCCUGGUUCCCCUCAGCAGGAGCAGGGGCUGUUCCCUGGCUCCCUGCAGCCCUGGUUCCCCUCAGCAGGACCAGGCGCUGUGCCCUGGCUCCCUGCAGCCCUGGUUCCCCUCAGCAGGAGCAGGCGCUGUUCCCUGGCUCCCUGCAGCCCUGGUUCCCCUCAGCAGGAGCAGGGGCUGUGCCCUGGUUCCCCUCAGCAGGAGCAGGCGCUGUUCCCUGGCUCCCUGCAGCCCUGGUUCCCCUCAGCUGCUCUCGGACCCGCGGCAGUGCUGGCGUGGGGGGCUCUGCCGUCCCUCCUGGGCACAGGGCCAGGCGUGCCCACGGUUCAGCUGCGGCGGCACCGACCAGGCUGUGGUUCUGACUGGGACAGGACAGCAGUGUGGUGGUUAUUCACAACACAAACACGAGGUUUCCCUCUGCGUUUUUCUGGUUUUUUGGCUGUUUCCUCGGUGCUUUACCCGGGAGCAGCAGCGGGUUAAAAAGGUUGUUGCUGCAGUCAGUGUUAGCUUUAGUCCCCUUAUUUUCACUCUUUUUGCUCAAGACACUCAGUAGGAGACUUGCUGUUUCAAUUUCUGCUUUCUGCAGGUUUUUCCUGCCCUUUCUGGGUUUGGCUGUUGAACUGUAUGUAGCUUGUACACAGGCAGGGCUCAUCCCAGGCUGCAGCUGCCCUGCCUGGAAGGCACUGGAGCAGGUGACGGUGUUUUUGCAGGGUUGGAGCUCUGGGAAGCACUGAGGCCCUGGUUGUUGUCAGCCUUGAAAUGGUUCCCCACAUUGAACUAGAAAAUAAAGUGAGCACUGUUGCACAACAGGAGGGUUCAGCCCCUGGUGUACGGCAUUCCCGACCCCAAAUCCAUGCAGGGUUCAGAUUUGGGGAUUUGGCUGUACUUCCCCUCACAGGCAGAGAUAUUCCUUGGCUUCUCACAUUCCUGGGAUGUGAGGUAUCAGCUCUUCUGGAGCGCUCAGAGACCCAGGACGGGGUCUGGGUGCCCUCAAUGCCGUCCCCCACGGUGCCAGAGCUAAUUCCGAGAAGGGAGCACCGUUGUAGCUGUGUUUGGGAUAGUUCCUACCCCCACCUGCCCCAGCAGCACAGAGCAGUGCCCGGGUGCUGCUGCGGUGACAGGUGACGAUCACUGCGUCGUGGCGCUGCUUGGUGACCCCAUUUGUGACCCCAUGUUUGUAACGACCAAUUCCUGCCACUGCGGGGGACCGUGCCCUGAAAUAAAGUGCAGCUCUUCACCUGU